Molecule: messenger RNA, 2211 nt
Organism: Vicia villosa (hairy vetch)
Lineage: Eukaryota; Viridiplantae; Streptophyta; Magnoliopsida; Fabales; Fabaceae
Product: transcription factor MYB65-like
Exons: 5
Coding region: 342-1946 (534 amino acids)
Source: RefSeq, a predicted model, not a curated record
UAGGUGGUGGUAUCCCAUAGGCAAACUCUCCGCCACCUCCUCCUCUCCUCCUAUUCUAUUUCUCUCUCUUUCUCUCUCUAAACUCUCUCUCUCCUCAAGUACGUUCCAUUUUUCUUUCUCUUUUUUCUCUCUUCCACUUUCACUCACUCCCUUGUAACUCUCUCUGUGUUUCUCUCUCAAAACAACCCAAUGUUGUGCUCUUUCUUCGCUCGGAUCAUUCUUCUACUCCUUCGCAAACUACGGAACACUGUUUUCACUGUUUCGUUCAGUUUGUAGCUUAAUUGGGGAUUUGGAUCUUAAAUUCAUUACUAUUACUUUCUAUUCAGACUAUUGUUUAAGAGAUGAGUCGUGUGAAAAAGGAGAAUGAAGAUGAUAUGCGCUGCAAUGAUCAAUCACAGUCGCGGUUGAAUGGUGAGGGUAACAGGGGAAGUGUUGGUGUUGGUGGUGGAGUUGUUCUGAAGAAAGGGCCGUGGACAGUUGCAGAAGAUACUAUUUUGAUUGAAUAUGUCCAGAAGCAUGGCGAGGGGAACUGGAAUGCUGUUCAGAAGCAUUCGGGCCUGUUUCGAUGUGGAAAAAGCUGCCGACUGAGAUGGGCGAAUCACUUAAGGCCAAAUUUAAAGAAAGGGUCAUUUACUGCAGAUGAGGAGCAGUUGAUUGCUCAACUCCAUUUAGAAAUGGGAAACAGAUGGGCACGUAUGGCAGCGCACUUACCUGGUCGUACGGAUAACGAAAUAAAGAACUACUGGAAUACCAGGACCAAGAGGCGUAAUCGGGCUGGCUUGCCACUUUAUCCUCCAGAAGUGCGAAAAAAGCAAGGGAGUCAACGUGGCCAAGACACUGUUGGAAUCGAUAAUGGUGAUAGAGGGCAUCAUGGUUUCUUGCCGAAAAACAACUAUGAGAUGCAUGAUGUAAUGUUUGAAAAUUUGAAAGAAAAUCAAGGAAUUUUGCCUAUUACAGCUGUGCCUGAGAAUCCUGAUAUUUCUGCAAAUAGCAUUCUGCUAAACAGUCUUGAUUCUCCUCCAUAUUGUAAUUCUGUGCCAUCAACACUACCUAACCAUCACCAUCUUCGAGAAUCAACGAUGUCUUUUCUUGGUUCAAGUGGAACGAACAAGAAUUGGUUUUAUCCACUUUACCAUGUUCAGGAUCAUAGUUCUGAUAAGAUUGUACAAUCAUUCGGUUUGCAUUCUCCGCUUGAUCCUGGUUUCUCCUCACAUAACUCAAUGUAUUACCGCCAUUCCUUAUCAAAUGGCAAUUCCUCCACUUCUAAGCCGACAUCCAAGGCUGUGAAGUUGGAGCUCCCUUCACUCCAAUAUCCAGAAACCGGCUUUGGUGGCUGGGGAAGUACUUUUCCCUCACCUCCAUUGAAUGAGUCUGUUGAUGUAUUCAAUCAGUCUCCUCUGCCACAUGGUGCGCUAGAGUCCGGUUGUUCUUCCCCACGUAAUAGUGGGACACUCGAGGACAUAAUUUAUCAGAAGAAGACUCUUCCAAAUUCAAUGAACAACUGUUCUGACAAGAGUUCACAUUCAUCUACUGCAACUCCUGUUGAAAGAGCUGAGAGUUCUGCUUUGAACAUGAAUGAAACAGAAUGGGAAGAUUACACUGACCAUGCAUCUUCCUUUGGUGCAACCUCAAUCCUGAAUGAGUGUCAUGCUGUUAACACCAACGCAAACUCGUGGGAUAAAUUGACACCUGCUCAGAACUUUAAUGGCAACAAUGUGAAAUAUGAGCCUGUUGACCAAGUUUGUACCCCAAAGAGCGAAAAUCAAGGUAUGUCUAUGUUGAACAUCACUUGGCCAGAUGUAUUGUUAGCUUCAGAUUGGCAUGAGCAGUGCUAUGGGCAUGAGAAGAACAUGACUGAGGCCGGUGACAACCUAACCGAUUAUAAACAUGUGGCUGGUGGGACUUAUUCUUCAAGUACAGGGGGUUGCUUUAUGCACAUGGCAUAACAUGCUUUCUGUCUGAAAUAUCUGAUCUUCAUUGAGAAAACAGUUAAAAUGAAUAUUAUGAGUUUUUCCUUAUGCAUUCAUGUUAGUCUUUUGACAUGAGUACUAUUCAGUGUAAUAUCUUUAGGUGUUGCACUUAUUGUAAACAACCUUGAAACUCCUAGGACAGUGUGCUUUUUCAGGUAUUUGAAUAAUUUGUAUAAUGACAUUGACAUGGCACAUGAAACUUUGGAUUGCAAGUUGCUAAAUGGAGUGAUUAUGUUAUGUA